CAUCACCCAACCCAAGUCAAACUCAGCACUGGUUUAUGGCAAGAACGACUACAUGGAGGCGAAUUUCCAGACCGUAUGUUGGAGUUGCAAGGAAUCGCAUUGAACUCUGGAAUAUUAUUUUCCGCGCCGUGCAAGUGAGUUGCAUGAAGGCUAUGGAGGGUUGUAGGGGUGGUUGACGUAUCACAACACUAGAGGGGUAGAAAAUUUGCUAUUCUGCUUCAACAGCUAAAACUUAUUCAGCAGCUUCCUCAAUCUGUCAUUUUUUUCGACCUUCCCUCAACAUCAGCAGCAACGCUAUCGUACCAUACGGCACUGGCUGCACUGCCUCGCUUGUUCCGGCAUUGUGUUAGUCCGAGCAGAAAAUCCGACGCCGUAGAAGCACGCUUAGAGCUGAAGCACGCUUAGGUGAAGCAGAGCUGGACAUUACUAUGUCGUCCACUGUUUCUUGCUCCCUCUCGUCUCUCGCCGUCUCUUCUCCUAACGCGGCUGAAGCAUCCAACAUCUCUCCGCUAAACGCAUCCAUGGAAUUCCCUGUCAAGACGCCUUUCCGGAAUCCGCUGCAGCAUCCGGCAACACCGUCCCCGUGUACAUUUCCACCGCACCCAACCGAGCUGAACCGCCGUUUUCCGCUCCCUACUUCUCUCGCCACGGCAGCCGGCUACUUAACCGGCAGGCCGGCUUUUAUCAAGCGUUACCGUGCCAGGCUGAAUCCUUCAGCGACGUCAGCAUCCUCCCGCGACACGCUGGUUACCAAAGCUGUUCGCGAGCACCAUCAAGACUCACCAGUACAUUCAGUCGGACGGCAGACACAUUUUCGCUCACACUCGCUCGGACGGGGAGGAGACCUCGCUAUCAAGAACCCUUCCGUAAUCGAAGAAGGUCGAACGGUUGUCUCUCCAACAACUGACGCAGCGCCGCCGAACGGAUCCCACGAGGAUGGCCCAGCCACGCCACCGGAAUCUGUUCGCUCGGUCGCCAACGGCUGGGAUGAGCUGGAUAACUUGGAGGAUCUGACGGUGAGGCGGAGCCCGCGGAGCGGCGGGGGAACAGGGCGGGGGAGAGGAGGGGCGCGGAGGAGCGGUGGAGUGCGGUACCAGGUCGCGGAGGAGCUACGGCGGCAGCACCGGGAGCGGUAUCAAGAGACGCAGCAGGGGCGGCAACAGGGGGAACGGUACGAGGCGGAGCAGGUUCCGCAAUACCGGGAAAGGCAUCCGCAGCAGCGGCAGCAGCAGCAACGGGAGCAGCAGCGGCGAUACGCACAAGCGGCGCCUGCUCUUGAGCCGGAGGUCGUCUUCGGGGAGGAUAACGAGGGCAGCGAGGAAUGGAGGCGAGCAGCGGGCCGCGUGUGGGAGUGGAUAGCCGUGAAGAGCGGAGCUGGCGCCUCCGGCGGCGGCGGCGGCGGUGGCGGCGGUGGUGGAGCGGGGCGAGGAGCAGCACGGGCUGCGUCGGCCCUGGGUUGGUCGUUCUUUGGGCCGGUGUCGGCGAAUGAAUCUUUCGCGGGUAACCAUUCGCCCGGUUCCGAGGGAGGCUUCGCGGAUCUGCUGCUGCUCGCGCUCUUCCGCGUCGCCCGCUUCUUCCGCCGAGCUGCAGCGGCGCUCAGCGCCGCUAUUGUCGCCGCGCUGCCGUCGACAUUCCAGACGACUCUGGUGAAGCCAGUGGUGGACGGCGCGUUGCUCCUCUCAGGCGUGUGGCUGCUGCGAGGCCUCUUCGAAGUCACCUGGCGCCUGGGCUCCAUCGCGCUUCUCUCCCUCCUCCCAGCGCUCGGCGCUAUGACCCUCCUCUCCUCCGCCAACGCCCCGCGCCAACCACACACCGCGCCUUUUCCCGCGCACCAGCGCGCUCCCCCAUUCGCCUCCGCCCCUCCUCCCCCUCCCCCCUCACCGCCAACCCAGAACCGCAACUGGUCCCCCACUUCUGGCUUCGAACGCAGCCCGAAUAGGUUUGCUUCUACCGGAGCUGAUUAUAGAGCGUACGGAGAUAACGCAUCAUGGAGCGAGUUCGAUGGGUAUACGGCAGGGGAGGGAGUUGGGAGGCGCAGCGGGCGGUAUGAGCGGUGGGAAGAGGUGCGCGACGAGGACCUAGGCUUGGGAUAUGCACCGAGGAGGGGCACUGCAAGUAGCCCGAACCUUGCAGCUGCAGAAAUCAGUACGUGGGAGGAGGUCAGUGAUGAGGAUCUGGGCUUGGGGUAUGCACCGAGGAGGGGCACUGCGAGUAGCCCGAACGCUGCAGGCACUGCCACUGGCACUGUCCCUGGCACUGAUCUAGCAGGCUUAGAGAAUGCCCCUGAGCGUCGCAGCCCCGCAGGUGGUUCUGAGAAUGCUGCUGCUGCUGGUGCCUCUGCUGUGGGUGCUUCUGCUGGCAGUGCCUCUGCUGCGACCGCAGGCUGGGCGUCCAAUGUACAUAGUUCCGGUAGGCCUGCUGGGGCGCCUGCGCAUGAUGCAGGGUCGAGGCCAGUGCGGGGUGAGGCAGGUGGGCCGGCUGGCCUUGGUGUGUCCGCACAUGGUGCAGGGUCGAGGCCAGUGCGGGGUAACGCAGGUGGUUCAGCUGGGCUUGGUACGCCUGGGCAUAGCGUAGAGGGGAAGAGCAGUGCUGCUGGGAGCAGCAGAAGGGGCGGUGUUGUAAGCAGGGUCGUAGAUGGGAGCGGUAGCAGGGGUAUGCGUGUGUACGAGUGCUGCAACGGCACCUGCACCUGCGCCGCCUGUGUAACGCCAGCGUUCCUUCAAACCGCCCCUGGCAGGGGCAGAGCCGUCGGUAGUGUGCCAGCAGUUGACAGGGCGGAACAGGGUGUAGGAGCUGCAGCUGCUGACAUGAAAGCAUGGGACGAGGCUGUUGUGUCUGCUGCCCCUCCUCCUGCCGCUGCCACCACAUGGGACGAGGCUGUCCCUACUGUUGUCGCUACUGCUGCUUCCGCCCCCUCCGCUCCUUUCACUGCUUCCACUGCUCCUAGCAUCAUCGUGGGUAAUCACGAAGUGGCCUCUGGUUCCCGUGCGUCAGGCAACUACUUUCCACCGGUGCUGAAUCCUGUGGCCCCGGUGCUGAAUCCUGUGGCCGUCAGUGAUGCCACAGCGAGGCUUGAAGCCAUCAGAUCCGACCUCAAACGCCACGUGGCGGCUGAAGCUGCAUUCUCUGCUCCCGCUCCUGCAUCUGCCCCUGCAUCUGCAGUUCCUUCUGCCGUCGCUCGUGUUGCCUUUGGCAGUGCUGCCAGGGAAGCUGCUUUCCGUCCCCCACCUGCAGCAGCAGCAGCGCCAUUCGCUUCGUCUGAUCCUGUUUUCGUGGACAACGGAGAGGGCAGGGUUGAUACCCAGAGUGAGCGCAAGCCCCUGGUGGGACUGGGGAAGAAUUCCCUGCUGAUUGCAGAUGACUUGAAUGUGGGCGACUUGAAUGAGGGGGAUGAUUUUAUCCCACUGCAUGAUCUGCACCGAGAGGACGAUCUGACCCGAGAGGACGAUCUGAACCUCAAUGCGGUGUUCCUGGAGAACUUCUGUGAGUGGCCGCGCAGGCGAGUGGCUGUGGCUGCUGCUGCUGUGGAUUCCAGGCCGGACAGGGAGGGGCCUCUUCCUGUUAGGGGAGCAGCUGUGGUAGGCAGAAGGAGGGCCGUGACGCACACUGACGGGGUGCAGCCAGGUGAAGGGCGGUGGCACGCCCAGGCUGUAGAGUCCAUGCCAGACAGGGAGGGGCCUCUUCCCGUGAGGAGAGCAGCUGUGGCACGCAGGAGGAUGGCCGUGACUCACACUGACGGGGUGCAGCCAGGUGAAGGGCGGUGGCACACACAGCCGUCGCUCCAAAGCAGCCCUGGCGGUGGGAUAGGAGAGCGUGCUGCCUUGGGAGGAGCAGAGGGGCGUCUGGGUGGGUAUGGAAGGAGGGAGGAACUGACGGGGGAAGCAUCCAGGGAGCAGGGAGGGGGGUCCAAGUCGGUUCCAGGGGUGACUGGCUUGGGGCUGAGCCUGGAUUCGUUUGGGUUGGAUUCGCUAGGGCUGGAUGCGCUGGGGUUUGACGCGUGGCAGGCGUUCAUGUGGGCCUCGGACCGCAUCUACGGCAGCAGCUAUGGGGACUACAGCUUCCACCGCAGGCAGGGGGGAACAGCAGGGGGAGCAGCAGGGGAAGGACAGGCAGUGCCGGGAACAGAGCGAGCACAGCAGGCAACAGGCAUGCAGGGAGGGUCGUUCAGGGGGGGUCAAGAGUUGGGCUGUGACGGUGGGGGGGUGAGUGCCAGGCAUAUGGGGGUUCUGCCGCUGGCGAUUUCUCAAGGAGAGGCGCAGCAGAUGGCUGGGGGGUUCAAUACGUGGUCAAGUAGCUCGAGGCGAGGGAAGCAGUCAGAGUGGGACUUUGACCUGCACAGCAUGCCUUGAAUGUACUCAACCACAUUGCCAGGGGUCGCAGAUGCUGUGGGGGUGAGGGGUUGAAAAUGGCUGUAGCCACCUCAGCUACUUCACACCUGGUGGUUGGGUGGUAGGUUACUUUUUUUGUACAUUCAACUUAGCAGGAGAGUCAAGGUCGAGGCUUCUGUUAGCAGGCAAUCCUUUUUUCGUGGCACUUAAUAGGGAAGGCUCGUGCUGCUUGAAUGCAAACGAGCAGAAGUCAUCAGGGCUCUUGCCUGGCUUAUCGUAGAUUUUUUCCAGUGGUCUCUAGAUUUUGUUGUUUUUAGUAGAUCGUUAUAUGCUUGAAUGACUGCGUAUAAGAUUGCUCCUAGUACAUUUGUA
Messenger RNA from Closterium sp. NIES-67, 4700 nucleotides. The record is from the annotation of a GenBank genome assembly. NCBI's taxonomy places the organism in Eukaryota, Viridiplantae, Streptophyta, Zygnematophyceae, Desmidiales, Closteriaceae.